Messenger RNA from Trifolium pratense (red clover), 1333 nucleotides. RefSeq names its product general transcription factor IIE subunit 2-like. The record is from RefSeq and is a predicted model, not a curated record. Gene Ontology annotation, biological process: transcription initiation at RNA polymerase II promoter. NCBI's taxonomy places the organism in Eukaryota, Viridiplantae, Streptophyta, Magnoliopsida, Fabales, Fabaceae. Bases 238 to 1086 code for a protein of 282 amino acids. The transcript has 5 exons. Gene Ontology annotation, cellular component: transcription factor TFIIE complex.
GGUGCGCCAAACUCCGUCACAUUCACUUCCUCACUUCACCGUGCCAUUUUGCAUACUACUACACAAUCAUUCAUUACUACAACAUCUUUUCAAUUUUCCUUCACUUUUUAUCCAUUUUCACAAAUCACAACUCUAAAAUAUUUGAAAUUCAACGACAUUCACAAUUCACUUCAUAUUAUCCAACUCAAAUCUAGGGUGAAGAAGUUGUUCGUUCGAUUUUCAAAAUUUUGAGAAAAGAUGGCUCUGCAACAACAAUUAGAUAGGUUCAAGAAACAGCAAGAAAAGUGUCAAUCAACACUUUCGAGCAUUGCAGCAAGCAAGGUUGGUGGCAGAAAACCUAAUACUCCGGUAGUAGCUGCAGUAUCGACUAAUGGAAGAAAUGCAACAACUGGUAUCAAAUUCUCUAAAGAUACUGAGAGGCUUCAGCAUAUUAACAGCAUACGGAAAGCCCCCGUAGGUGCUCAGAUGAAGCGUGUUAUUGAUCUAUUGCUUGAGACACGACAAGCAUUUACACCAGAGCAAAUAAAUGAAGCAUGCUAUGUUGACAUGGGGGCUAACAAAGAUGUUUUUGACAGUCUGAGGAAAAACCCAAAAGUAAACUAUGACGGGCAACGGUUCUCUUACAAGGCAAAGUAUGGCCUUAAGGACAAAACUGAGCUUCUUCAACUGAUACGUAAGUAUCCAGAGGGCAUUGCUGUUUUUGACCUAAAGGAUGCUUACCCCACUGUGAUGGAAGACAUGAAGGCUUUGAAAGCUGCAGGGCAGAUUUGGCUGCUCUCCAACUUCGAUGCACAGGAUGACAUUGCAUACCCGAAUGACCCGAAAGUGCACAUCAAGGUGGAUGAUGACCUAAAACAGCUAUUUCGGAGUUUUGAGUUGCCUCGUGAUAUGAUUGAUAUAGAGAAGGAUCUUCAAAAGAAUGGAAUGAAGCCUGCUACCAACACUGCAAAGAGGAGGAGUGCAGCACAAAUUGAGGGCAUCUCUUCCAACAAGCCCAAGCCUAGGAAGAAGAAGAGUGAAAUUAGCAAGAGAACCAAGCUGACCAAUGCCCAUCUUCCUGAGCUUUUUCAGAACCUUUUAAAGUAAACAAUUCCUUAUUAACUCACUGCAAGAGUAGUGUAGUAUUGGUUCAAGUAGACAAUUUAUUAGCCUAUGUUAGAUCAACAGGUUGAAAAAUAUUCAGGAGGUUCUUGUAGCUCUGUCCUACUCUGAUAUUUUGUUUUUCAUUUUUAUACAUCAAGGUUGCUAAUGGACUGGCGUGAUCUGAUAACAGUUCUAGAAAUAAAUUGUGAAUUUGUAUAUUAUUAAAGCCUGGUUUAAAAUUUUAUUUUCA